Chanos chanos (milkfish) is the source of this 2883-nucleotide messenger RNA. It is a transcript of the gene abi1a, whose product is annotated as abl-interactor 1a. The coding region runs from base 25 to 1626 and encodes 533 amino acids. NCBI's taxonomy places the organism in Eukaryota, Metazoa, Chordata, Actinopteri, Gonorynchiformes, Chanidae. Gene Ontology annotation, biological process: neuron migration. The transcript is spliced from 12 exons. Gene Ontology annotation, molecular function: signaling adaptor activity; SH3 domain binding. The record is from RefSeq and is a predicted model, not a curated record. Gene Ontology annotation, cellular component: SCAR complex; lamellipodium; actin-based cell projection.
GGAAGCUUUGCGUAGAGAUGUAAGAUGGCAGAGCUGCAAAUGUUGUUAGAGGAGGAAAUUCCAGCCGGAAAAAGAGCUCUUGUAGAAAGUUAUCAGAACCUCACCAGGGUUGCAGACUACUGUGAAAAUAAUUAUGUUCAGGCCCAGGACAAGAGGAAAGCCUUGGAGGAGACCAAAGCUUACACCACCCAGUCUUUGGCCAGCGUGGCCUACCAGAUCAAUGCCUUAGCCAACAAUGUACUGCAGCUGCUGGACAUACAGGCUUCGCAGCUGCGCAGGAUGGAGUCCUCCAUCAACCACAUAUCCCAGACCGUGGAUAUCCAUAAGGAGAAGGUUGCUCGGCGAGAGAUUGGCAUUUUGACCACGAACAAGAACACGUCAAGGACCCACAAGAUCAUUGCCCCCGCCAACAUGGAGCGCCCGGUGCGAUACAUCAGGAAACCCAUCGAUUACACGGUGCUGGAUGAUGUUGGCCAUGGAGUCAAGUGGCUAAAAGCCAAGCAACAUGGGAACAAUCAACCAAUCAGAGGAGGAACACUAUCAAGGACCAAUCCGCCGACGCAGAAACCGCCCAGCCCUCCUAUGGCAGGCCGUGGCACUCUUGGACGCAACACUCCAUACAAAACCCUUGAGCCUGUUAAACCUCCCACGGUGCCCAACGACUACAUGACCAGCCCUGCUCGACUGGGCAGUCAACAUAGUCCUGGUCGUACUGCCUCUCUUAACCAGAGACCGAGGACGCACAGUGGCAGCAGUGGGGGUAGUGGCAGUCGAGAGAACAGUGGCAGCAGCAGUAUUGGCAUUCCCAUUGCCGUGCCUACACCCUCAAUCCCCAAUUCUGGCCCAGUCCCGCCCAUGUCCGCUCCUCCCCCGGGAGCUCCACCACCUCCCCCACCCCCUCCUCCUCCUCCUCCUCCACCCCCGCUCCCGGGACAGGGCCCUCCUAUGCCUGCGACAACUAUAGCGGCAGUAGCUCCAGGGCCUGGACUUGGGCCGAUCCCCAUGUCCCAGUUUGGCACAAUAUCUCGGCAGAUCUCCCGGCACAACUCUACCACUUCCUCUGUCUCUACGGUUUCGGCCACGGGCACGUAUCGCAGGGCGCCCUCCGUCACAUCCCAGUUCUCUCUGCAGCAGCCUCACAUUAAUGGAGGCACACCCGCAUUCUCCCAAAACUCAAUGUCUAUCGCUCCCCCUCCUCCCCCUAUGCCUCAGCUCACCCCACAGAUCCCACUCAUGGGCUUUGUGGCCAGGGUUCAGGAGAACAUUGCAGACACCCCAACUCCCCCACCUCCACCACCCCCCGAUGACAUGCCCAUGUUUGAUGACUCUCCACCUCCACCACCUCCUCCGCCGGUGGACUACGAGGAUGAGGAGGCAGCCGUAGUCCACUACAACGACCCAUAUGCAGACGGGGACCCCGAGUGGGCCCCCAAAUCUUACAUUGAAAAAGUGGUGGCUAUCUACGACUAUACAAAAGACAAAGACGAUGAGCUGACCUUUAUGGAGGGAGCGAUCAUCUACAUCAUAAAGAAGAAUGACGAUGGCUGGUUUGAGGGAGUGUGCAAUGGGGUUACAGGAUUGUUCCCUGGCAACUACGUGGAGUCUAUCAUGCACUAUGCUGACUGAAGGGACCUUGUUUAUAUUCAGUCACAUCUCAACAAAUCAUACAAAACAAAACAAAAAAAAAAUCUGAAUUUGACCCUACACAGUAUAGAUAAGCGCAUAAGGAUAUGACAGAAUCUUUCCUACAAAUCACAAAUUAAUAGAAAAAAAAGGAUUUAUUUACUUUAUUUUGUUGUAAAGGGUGACUGGGGUGAAGAUGAGGACUAAUUCAUUAAUUAUAAGGCUGAAAAUGUGCUCACUGGUUAGUGGGUCUGGUGACGGACCCAUCUGAGGACUUUACUGUACAUAGUGUGAGCAGUAAGCCUGUUGGGUGUCUGUAGUGUUAAUGCAAUGAAUGUUGAUCACAGUAUCUUGAGCAGUCAGGACCACAUAUGAACAGGUAAAUGAUUGUCUUCUCAUAAAUCACAGGCCCAUCUCAAGUUCUAAUACUCUCAUCCUCUUCAAGACUCUCCACACACACACACACACACACACACACUGCAAGGCUGAUGCAUUCCGAAUGCUGAAUGGAAAUUUAAUGUUGCUCAUCUUAAAAAAAAACAAAAAAAAAAACAACAGAUUAUUUUUGUUAAACACCAGGACAUCCUGAAAUGUACCUAAAUCUUGACGUAAAGCAUGCACACAAAAUUUAAGAAGAUAUGUAAUGUAACCUCUAUGUUUAAUUCAAAUUUGCUUCCAUUAUGUUAUAAUAUUUACAGUGAGCGCUCUGUUUUUUGGGUUUUUUUUAAAUCAUGGACUCAAAAUCAUUUGUGACGGUCUUAUUUUCUUGAUGGUGUAAUUUGUAUUUAAACAUUUUGAUAUAAUUUUUAACAUACAGUCAGGUUAGUUUAUGUAAAGUUGAGGUAAUUCUUUAAUACAUUUCCACAAACGCUGGACUGCAGUUCACCAACCAUUUUUUUUUUUCCAAUUAGUCUUUUUUUGUUCCUUUGGUCACAAGCCACAAUGAUCAAUAUGUUUUUACAAAUCUAAACAGAAAGUAUUUGUAGAUAGCUUUAAUCUCUAGGCAGUAAAAUAUGUAGUGGUAAAUCUCUAUCAAAAAUGGUUAUUCCAAAUUGUUGUUCAUGCAGUGCUGGACUCAUUUAUACUUCUGCUUCAUCGUCAACCAACUGCCACAUUAUAAUUAUGGAGACCAAUAUAACAACUCAUAUACCUCCUUGAAUAGAACAAUGAACUACAUUAUGAUAUUGUUUGUCAUUAAUUUGACCUGGAAUGGUCUGGUUUUGUAACUCAGGUCUAGGUCAGGUUACCUUCUCUAAUCAA